AUGGUCUGCCUGGAGGGCAGCGAAGCCGAAGGCAGUCGGCUGGCCGUGCCCCUCCCGGGCCGGCCACCCCACACCCGCUGGCCACCUGCACGGCCGCCAAGAGAAGAAUUUUCGCUGCUUUCUGUGUACGUGAAGACAAUCGGCAUCAGAUAUGAAGCUAACUGGAAUCAACUUCGCCUAUCUUUACAGGAAGAUACUGGAAUGUGUACCAUUCAGGCUCGGCUUACCAUAAUAUUCUCUAUGGGACAGCUGACCACAGGAUUCUCAUUCACAAACAUCCAGAUGCGAGAUAAGACGUUAUUUCUGCUUCAGUGCAAAAUCUUAACAGCUGAUUAUAGGUCAGAAAAAAUAUGUCAGAUCUUAAGAUUGGCCCAGUCAAAGAAGAACAUUAUCAGCUUGAACAUGGACCUCGAAAAGGAUAUGCAGAGAAUAGAUGAAGCAAACCAGGAACUACUUCUGAAAAUCCAAGAGAAAGAAAAUGAGAUCCAGAGGCUGGAAAGUGAGAUCACCCAGACUGGAGACCCAGCAGAGGAGGAGGAGUGGGAGAAGGAAAACCGUUCCUUACUAGAAGAGGAGGCAGCCUUGCAGGAGCUGGAAGAAGAAACAGCCAGACUGGAAAGGAAGAAUGAGACGCUGGUCCACAGUAUAACAGAACUUCAGAGAAAGCUUACGAGGAAGUCAUACAAGACAACCAAGUUCGAACAAGGCAGUCUGGACAGAACCCCAGAAGAGUCAAAGAUGAAGCUGCAGCAACUGGAAACUUCCUGCACAGACCAAGAGAAGGAGCUGGCCAAGGUAAUGCAAGACUAUGCGCUUGUGGCUCAGCUCUGUGAAGACCAAGCCCUCUGCAUAAAGAAGUACCAAGAAACUUUGAGAAGAAUAGAAGAAGAACUAGAGACCCAAUUCCUUGAGAGAGAAGUAUCAAAAGUCUUAAGCAUGGACUCUGUGAGAAACACUCAAGAUAGCCAAAAUCACAAGUAUAAUUCUAUUCUUAAAAGGUCAACAUUGUUCGGUAAAAGGAUUUUUCGUACUCUCUUUUUUACCACUCUAUUUUUCACAAGACUGCUGGGAUACCUAGUCUUCCACUUAAGUUUUAUAAAUCCAGAUAUCCUGGUCAACAUACUGCCCAAAGUCCUGAGCAGGAGCAUCUUGUGGAGGCUGAGAUGUUCCCUCUGUCCAUCGCUCACCCUGGAGACCGAGGGCGUGUUACCUCACUGA
Messenger RNA from Dipodomys spectabilis (banner-tailed kangaroo rat), 1218 nucleotides. It is a transcript of the gene Tmco5a, whose product is annotated as transmembrane and coiled-coil domains 5A. The transcript is spliced from 13 exons. NCBI's taxonomy places the organism in Eukaryota, Metazoa, Chordata, Mammalia, Rodentia, Heteromyidae. Bases 1 to 1218 code for a protein of 405 amino acids. The record is from RefSeq and is a predicted model, not a curated record.